Darwinula stevensoni is the source of this 1180-nucleotide messenger RNA. The record is from the annotation of a GenBank genome assembly. Lineage: Eukaryota; Metazoa; Arthropoda; Ostracoda; Podocopida; Darwinulidae.
UUUCCAGAUCACCUGAACAAAGUAUAGUCAAAUUGAAAGGGCCAGCCUUCAGAUUUAUACAGAGUCAUUGUUCUGAAACCUUGGCCUGUAUGAAAUCACAUUAGCACUAAAAUGGUUAUCGAGUCAGAAUUAAUCUCAUCCUUGCCACCUCCAACUGAGAAUGUCAAGAUUCAUCAGCCCCAGACAUUGGCCUUUGUGAAUCACGAGGAUUUGGGGAAAGGUACCCUGUAUAUUGGAGAAAGCCAUUUGUCAUGGGUGCAUGAAUCAGGCCAGCCGGUGCUUUCCUUCAACUACAUGGACAUCUGCAUCCAUGCCAUCUCAAGAGACUCAUCCUCCUUUCCACAUCCAUGCCUCUACAUGAUGCUGGAUAAUUCUUCACGCACAGAGAAUCUGGGACCUGAAAAUGCACAUAACAUUGACCGGGGUGCACUGGAUGGAGUUGUUAUACGAGGACCUGGAGGUAAUGAUGAAGAAAUGGAUGUUGGAGAUGCAGUGAAUGGAGAAGACGACGAUGACAAUGAUGGACCGGACCAAGGAGAUGGUGGGACUCCGGGUACGAUGGAGGUCCGUCUCGUACCUGAGGACCCUGCGAUCCUCGAGUCCAUGUUCCAAGCCAUGUCUGAGUGCCAGACCCUUCACCAGGAUCCCAACCAACCUGUCUAUGAUGGUUAUCCCGGUGGAGCUGAUCCUGUGGACACAAACAAGUGACUUGAGUCAUUAAACUCCUUGCAAGUGAGAUCUCAACCAUCUCAGCUGUUCCUCUUCAGCACUUCAAUAAACUUUCCACUGAGCUGAUUUGCAUCAGAUCAGUGGGUUUUUUUUACAUAUUAUGUUUCAUUUUCUAUCAAAUUGCAGAUUGAACUGGUUUUUUGUAAGGUGACUUUCACCAGAAUUCCCAUAAACCUACUUCAGAAUAUGGGGGCCAGUUCUUUAUUUCUUUUGAAUGUUUUGUGGCCCCAUCUAGAAUCUCAACAGGGUAGGGAAAAGUUUCUCACCCCUGCAGUUUUGAAUCAAAUUCAUGUGUACCAUUGAGACAAUAAACUUUCUGUGGGGCUCAUCUGGUAAAGUAUCAAGUGUCUCUUCCAUUGUCACCCAACAACCGAUGAUAUACUUGGGAAACACAAGUGAGAUAAAUAUUCACAGAUCAAUUUCUGAUCAGGAUUGGCAGGAAACCUUGGCU